Messenger RNA from Sphaeroforma arctica JP610, 387 nucleotides. RefSeq lists its product as hypothetical. Lineage: Eukaryota; Ichthyosporea; Ichthyophonida. The transcript has a single exon. Bases 1 to 351 code for a protein of 116 amino acids. The record is from RefSeq and is a predicted model, not a curated record.
AUGGCGAUGAUAAAUGUACUAUCCACUGGUGACACCUCGGGUGUGGCUAUUACAGGGGACAAGACUGCCUUUGCCGAGCUGAUCGGCUGUGUCUCCACUGAGUCAGAUGGAACCUGGAACAUCAUUGAACCGCGUGAACACCAUGUUCCAAAGCCCCAGGCUACAUAUCCCCAAUUACAAACUCUGGCAUCCACGCCAGAACCAGUCUUGUGCCCCACUAGUGAAGAUCUCUCUACAGGUGCUUGGGUAGGUAUUUGCUUGGCUUGUGCCGUGAUUGGUGCCUUUUUGGGAGCUAUGGCGAUGAGAUGUUUGUCCAAAAAGCCGAAGUUUAGCUCAGAAUCGACAUUAUAACUAUUAUACAAUUUAACCGAUACAUAAAUCAGAUCC